UAAAGUAAGCGGCUGUGUCAGUUCAGUUUGUGUAAAGGAACGUUUAUAACAACUUUUAACUUCUAAGUGCGUUUCUUCUUACCACAUUUCGCAUUAUUGGAUGGACUGAAUGGAUUACAAACAGGAUGAAUUCAGCUUCCUAUAAGUUUGAUGAUGGACAGAGUUUUCCUACUCAGUGUUUUCCAGGAGGUACACUACAGCACCGACGUGAAGACGGAGCUGGUCAUUGGUCUGUGGCCUACAGAGAGACAGAGCGGAAGACAUGCAGGACUGUGAACAGAAGAAUUAAAGAGACUUACAAGAAAUGUGAGAGCAGAGAGGCUCAUUCUCUUCAAGGUGUUACAUUAGAUGGACGGCUCCUGCUCCAGUUACAUUGUGUUGACAAGCCGUCUGAGCUCUGCUCUGUGAACAUCAGUGAGCAGAAGCUGAACUCUGUCAAACCAGAGGACUUGAAAAAGUUUGAUAAUGUCGCUUACAUCGAUGCUUCCAUUAACUACCUUUCUUUAGGAUCUUUCAGCAGUUUUACGUCUUUGAGAGAACUCAACCUGUCUUUAAAUGGAAUUUGCAAUAUGACAUUUGAUGCCGUUGACUUCCCUUAUCUUGAGAUUUUGGAUUUGUCCUACAACCGUUUAUCAGCUGAUGCCAUCGUUUCCGUCGGUCAGCUUCCACGUCUUAAAGUCCUUCACCUGACUGGAAAUCAGCUUCAUCAUCUUCCUCCUGAUCUGUGUUCCCCAAGGCACGAUACCACUCGGCUGCAGGCCAAAGUGGAAGACCCUCAGUUUAAAGCUCUAGAAGUCCUGCUGCUUGAUGAUAACAGACUGUCCAAUGAAGUCUUCAACAGUCUUAAAGAUCUUAAGAGACUAAAGCAUUUAAACUUAGAAGGAAACUACAUCUCUGAAGUUCCAUCUUUGUUUCUGAUGGGCUCUUCGAAACCUGUGCAGAUACCUACUGAAGGGAGAGAAGAAGGAGAGGAAUGUGCCCAUAUUGACUCAAAUCCGAACACAGAUGAAAUUUUGAGGAGAAUCUUUCAGGGAGACGACUGGGAGGAGUACUUCAAAGGAGUCAAUGUUCCACUGCCAGAGCUUCAGUUCCUCAAUCUAGCAAACAACAAGAUUGCAAAUGAAGAAGCACUGAUGGCGGUCGCUCUGUUACCAAUGCUUCUUGAGGUGGACAUUCACUCCAACCCUCUGAGCACACAGAGGAGAGGAGCCUCUUCUUUACUGACCUACUUCCUCCAGGAGAAACUGGGAAUAACGAUAAAGCGUAAGAAGGGACAAAAAGUUGUGAAGCUCCCUCUGAAGGUGUCCACUGAUCCAGAAUGGAAGUUGGAAGGACAACUCCAGAAGCUGUCAAAGAAAACCCUGAUCACAACUGAAACUUGUCCUGCAAAAAAACAGCAUAAAAGUGAGCAGGCUGUUAAGACUGCAACAGGGUCUGAGGGCAAGAGCAGCAGAGAUAAAUAUACAGAAAACAUCUUUAUUACUCAGACAGCAGACAUACCUGAAUUUGAUCCACCUGAAAAGAAGGAAACCAUUGAGAACGAGGAGAGAAACAGCCCUGAACAAUUCACAAGCAGCACAAUGUUGAUGGAUGCAAAACCAAAUCCUGAUGUGUUGAAGCCCAUUAGAAUUCAAACAGCUGUUCGGAUGCUGGAACACACACUGAGGAAUCUUAAUGUUUACAGAGAUUCAAAACCAAAGCUUGACAGCAUCCAGACCCCAUACAGUGAAAAAGAGAAAAAGAUUAAGGAACUGCCACCUCUGAAACCAAUAAAGCAGCUGGCUGAACGAGUGGAUGAAAUGAUUAAGGAAAUGAAAGAGAGUACAACAAUAAAAGUAGUGGCUUUAGGCAGUGCCAUACACAGCACGCCCAUGAAAAAGGACGAGUAUAAGGAAGCUCUGUUACUGCUGAAGGAUAUGAGGGCCAAGUACAAGAUGCUUCAUAAGCAAACAAUGGAGCAAGAAGCCAGUAUUGAGUCUGACAGAAGUACCGACCCUAACGCUUCCCAGUCUUCACAUGUGCAGAUGCUCCACUAAGCUGUGGUUUCUUUUCAACUUGUUGGUGAUGUGAGUGAAACCUCAUGUUAAAAAAUAAACAAAUAAAUGAGUGCAUUCACGAAUAAUAAAUUAAUAAAUGAAGUCAAUAAUGAACUGAAUCUUGCAAAUCCUUGUGUAACCUAUUUAAUGACAAAAACAUACAUUUCCCUUCGAAUAAGAAACCUGCUUCCUGCAAUUCAAUUCACAAGCUCCAAACAGAUGUUGUUUUUUUUCUCCAGUCCAAAAAGUUUAUCUAGUAAACCUCCAUCUGGCUGAAGUGUGCUUGAAACAAUACUGCUUUAUACUGAUUUUCUUUAUGAAGAAUCGCACACUCGGCCUCUUGACGAAGCACAAGAUCAUUUCUAGCAUCGGAAGGAUUUUACUUCACUGCUGCAGGACAAAAAAAUUGGAAGCUGAACAUGUUGCUUUAGAACUUGCAGGUAUUUGAAAAAUAUUGUGCGUCUUUUGGGUACUGCAAUAAGCUUAUUCUGGAUGGACACUGUAUACGUUUUGCUGAGCAAUAUCCUUAAGUCAUGUGGAAUGUUAAGUAUCAGUAUCAGACUCAAGUUGUCCAAGUUUGAACAGAACUUUGCAGCUAAGAAUGAUUUAUGGUCCAUUACUAAAACUAGAAGUUAAUUUUAGUUAAGUCUUAUUUAUACAAAAGAUGAUGCUCAGAAAACAUAGAAUAAAAGGUAUUUUAAAAUUUCACACAGAGACGUUUUACAUUCGUUGUUUGGUCCCUGUCUAAUUUCAUGCUCCUGUCUGUCAUAUGAUUUCCAUUAUUCAUCUACGCAGCAGCUUGCAGAUGUGGAAUGUACGUUCAGUGGAAUAAAUCAGUUGGCCC
Molecule: messenger RNA, 2880 nt
Organism: Mugil cephalus (flathead mullet)
Lineage: Eukaryota; Metazoa; Chordata; Actinopteri; Mugiliformes; Mugilidae
Gene: xrra1
Product: X-ray radiation resistance associated 1
Exons: 17
Coding region: 126-2036 (636 amino acids)
Cellular component (GO): nucleus
Molecular function (GO): protein binding
Source: RefSeq, a predicted model, not a curated record